This is a messenger RNA of Dendrobium catenatum, 1044 nucleotides long. Its product is annotated as UPF0603 protein Os05g0401100, chloroplastic. The record is from RefSeq and is a predicted model, not a curated record. The transcript has 3 exons. Bases 105 to 971 code for a protein of 288 amino acids. NCBI's taxonomy places the organism in Eukaryota, Viridiplantae, Streptophyta, Magnoliopsida, Asparagales, Orchidaceae.
ACGAUUUUUAAUUUUUUUGCGAAAGAAAACGCAGGGAAAGGACCGUCAUUCUGCUCCCUGCUUCCCUCCACAGUCCACAAUCUUCUUCCCACAGCGCCACCCAAAUGGAAACCAUUCUCUUCUCUCCUUCUUCCAAUCCAAUUCUCAAUCCCAAAUCCAUCUUCUCCAAAACCCCUUCUCUCCCUCGCCUCAACAAGCCCAUCAUCUCCUCCGUCCUAAAAAAACCAAUCCAAUCCACCCAUGCGUCUCUUUCUUCACAGAACAAGGACUGGCUCUCUUCCUUGCAUCAUGGAUUGGCUGCGGCAGCUAUUUCCAUUGCAAUCAACUUCUGUCCUCUACCGACCGCUACCGGCCCUGCCAUAGCUUCCGAGUUCGACGUGCUUAAUGAGGGGCCGCCGACGGAAUCAUAUGUGGUCGACGACGCCGGCGUGCUCAGCCGAGUUACCAAGAGUGAUCUCAAGCGAAUGUUUUCUGACUUGGAGUCGAGGAAGAACCUACACGUCAAUUUCAUCACUGUCCGCAAACUCACGAGCAAAGCAGAUGCUUUUGAGUAUGCGGACUCAGUCUUGGAGAAGUGGUAUCCUACUGUUGAAGAAGGUAACAACAAGGGAAUAGUUGUGCUUGUCACCACUCAGAAAGAAGGGGCAAUAACAGGCGGGCCAGCUUUUAUUGAAGCUGUGGGAGAAAAAGUUCUCGAUGCCACUGUGUCAGAGAACCUUCCAGUUCUUGCAACAGAAGAGAAGUAUAAUGAAGCCAUGAUUAGCACUGCUAAUCGUUUAGUUGCUGCCAUUGAUGGUCUGCCAGAUCCAGGCGGUCCUAAGUUCAAAGACAAUAAGCGUGAAUCCAACUUCAAGAGCAAGGAAGAGACUGAGGAGAAGAGAGGGCAAUUCAGCCUAGUUGUUGGAGGCUUGUUGGUUAUUGCUUUUGUAGUUCCAAUGGCACAAUACUAUGCUUAUGUUUCCAGGAAAUAGAGAUUUUUGUAUCAAGAGUUUAAUAAGCAAAUGUAUGCAUCAGAGUUGGAAACUUAGUAGUUUGUUUCCAAUU